Molecule: messenger RNA, 618 nt
Organism: Colletotrichum spaethianum
Lineage: Eukaryota; Fungi; Ascomycota; Sordariomycetes; Glomerellales; Glomerellaceae
Exons: 3
Coding region: 1-618 (205 amino acids)
Source: RefSeq, a predicted model, not a curated record
AUGCUUUACGCAAAGAUUCUUAUCGCCGCCAUCACGGGCAUCUCUUGUGUCGCUGCCGUACCAGCUGAUGCCCCUCCCAAGAAAGAUGUUGAAGUCUUCCGUCGAGGCGAAUGCCGCGAUAGCCGAGAUGACCUCUACUGCGGCCGGAGCGUCAAGGAGUUUACUAAAUACGACGUCAACAACAGGCUCUGCUACAACGACGGUGCGAACAGGCUUUUCUGCGCCAUUCGCGAGCAGCAAGAGCUAGCCUAUGAGCUUCUCAGGGAGUGGGAACGAAUCCAGAGAUGCGGCUUGAACCAGUACUACGCCACGAGAGAGCGUCGUUGCGAGUGCUACCGUCGUCGCGAUGGUCGCGGUGACAGAGACCGCUGUGACGGUGACGAUGAUAACGAUAACGACCGUGGCCGUGACAACCACAACCCCAACUGCAAGGGCGAUGACAUUGCUUUCUGCGCCGCCAGCGAGGAUCUGAUUAUCACCUAUGACCGUGAGAACGUACUUUGCGACAGGAACCUUGGCAACUACGUCUUCUGUGCCAACAGGGAGCGCGGCGCCGCCCGUGAUAAGGCCAGAGACCACUUCCGCGAUCGUCGUGACAACAACAAGCAGCAGGCCUAG